This is a messenger RNA of Centruroides sculpturatus (bark scorpion), 2442 nucleotides long. RefSeq names its product putative nuclease HARBI1. Lineage: Eukaryota; Metazoa; Arthropoda; Arachnida; Scorpiones; Buthidae. The coding region runs from base 1141 to 2319 and encodes 392 amino acids. The record is from RefSeq and is a predicted model, not a curated record. The transcript has 2 exons.
UUCAUCUUUUGUGUGCUGUCACUUCAGAUCUCGAACUUCUCACUCGACGCAGUCACGGGGCCCCUCCAGCGUAGGACCAGAUCGACACCGAAAACAACCCAAGGUUCUGAACUUAAGGACCUUUGCCAAAAAAUUAUGUAAGCAUUAUCGUCCGGAAUAAACGGUUUACCUUUGUAAACACUUGUCUUUGCUGCCUAUAAAAACCGCCACCCACAUACGCUAAGACCUUAGACCAUCCCGAUGGUAGGGAAUAAAAAUCUCUCCCCCAAUCGGCGUUCUUACAAUAGUUAGGGAUACGGGAAAGAAAAAUGUUAAAAAACAAGGAAAAAGGGUAAGAUUUUCAGGGAUUUCUUUAUUUUAAUUUGUUAUUUGGACAUAAAACAAUCUAAGACAUUUAGUUUUUAUAUAUAAAAUGUCUACAGUGUGGCCAUAAACACCUUAUGCACGUGAUUGUCUUUGAUUUCUCAUUUAAAGACUACAUAAGAAUCUCGGGGUGAUUGACAUCGACCCCUAUGGGUCAAUAAGUCAUUUUGGGGGUCGAUUCAUUAAAAAUUAGGUACCAAAACUUAUUAAUGCGAUGAGUUUUGUAUAUGAUACUUCAGAAUGAUGUAAAUUUGCACACUGUAAGUAGAUCUUUUUUAUGAAAACGGUGUGUUGAUUAAUUCUGGCUCAUUAGAUGUAUUAUCAUCAGUAUUAUUAUUAACAGCAUUUACAAACAGAAAAUGGGAAUCAAUUGGGCAUAUUGGGAGAUACUUACGGUGCUAGUUCACCAGAUGUGAAGUGGUUCCAUUUUCUGAACACUGGGAGUUCAGUCAUGGGUUUGCACCUUGCCAGGAUGGGCUGGCCCAGAGUUUUCUGGAUUUCUCCACGUCUAUAAUGACUGAAUAGGGGCCAGUUACCUUUUAAAAUACUUCUUGAAAGGCAUUCUCCCUAGGCAGAUUGGCCAAGUGUUGCAUUACUGUAACUUAACUAAACAAACAUGGUGCUGCAGCAUUUCACAUAAUAGCAGUCAGUUUUUUUACUAUCCACGUAUUUUGUUAUUCAGCAGAGCGCUUGCUAUUCGCUAGCGGAUGUGUGAAAUAUUUAACUUCCUGCUGACGUGUUAGAAGGAACACAACAGCUAGCAUUUCGCUAAUUAAAAUGGAUGACAUUUUCACUGCAUCUGUUCUAAAUGUUUUAAGUAUUUGUUCUGAAUCUGUCGUAAAUCCAAACUCAAGUUUUUUCAGAAAUGACUAUGAUGAAUCAGAAGACUCAUCAUUAAUAGCAGCUAUCGAUUCUAACGAAGAAUAUAGGGAAGAAAGAUAUAAAAUAUCUGGCUACGUGCAUGACAUCGUGCCAAAAUACAGCGACGAUAUUUUCAAAAGUCAUUUUCGUCUAACAAGAAGCACCGUCGAGAUUUUGCUAUCUAUGCUGCCACAGGAACCAGCAAGGAGAAAAGCACGAAUUCCUAAGGAAACAUCUGUUUUAUUUUCUCUGUGGUUUAUGGGGAACCAGGAGAGCUACCGUGGUGUAUGUGACCGCUUCGGGUUAGGAUUUGCUAGUGGCCACAGAGAAUUUACAAAAUUCUGUACAUCAAUCUGUGCCUUGUCAAACUCAAUCAUUAAGAUGCCACAGGGUUUUGAGAUUGAGAGAAUAAGACAAGGAUUUCAGAAACUUAGAGUGAAACCAUUUCCAGGAACAAUCGGUUGCAUCGAUGGCACUCAUAUUGCCUUUUCUGUGAGUAAAGAAGAAAAAAAUGAUCAUAUAAAUAGAAAAGGUUAUCCUAGUGUAGUCCUACAGGCUGUAUGUGAUCAUGAGUUAAAAUUUUUGGAUGUUUAUGCAGGUUGGCCAGGCUCUGCAAAUGAUGCUAGAGUUUUUAGGAACAGUCCAUUAUUUAAAAAUAUGGAAGAGAAAGAGGAUUUUAUACCUUCAGACUGCCAUAUUCUUGGUGACUGUGCCUACCCAUUAAAUAAUAAAAUAAUGACACCAUAUAGAAACAAUGGCCAUUUAACAAGAAAGCAGAAGUUAUUCAAUACAAUUCUGAGUUCUACACGAGUCGUAAUAGAACAAGCUUUUGCACAUCUGUUUGGACGAUUUCGGAAGCUAAUUUAUAUCUAUGUACGAAGAAGGGAAUUUGUUCCAGAUGUGAUUGUAGCUGCCUGUGUUCUACAUAACCUAUGUAUUAUGCAUAAUGAUAUUACACCUGGUAUAUAUGAUCAACUGGAUUUACUUUCUUGCCACAGUACAGAACAGUUUGAUGCAGGUAUUAAUAAAAAUGUCAGUGGGGCACAUAAAAGGGAUCAAAUUGCAGAUUACCUUUUUAAUUUAGAGUGUGCAUAACAUCUUUAUACUGCAAGUCAUGACAAAAAUAAUAAUCUUAUUUAUCUGAAUAAAUAUAAACUAUAACAAUUGUUAUAAAACAUUUAAUCCAUUUUUUGGUUAAAUUGUUUUAAGAAUUAGCUA